Messenger RNA from Oncorhynchus gorbuscha (pink salmon), 1704 nucleotides. Its product is annotated as DNA repair protein RAD51 homolog A. Gene Ontology annotation, cellular component: condensed nuclear chromosome. Gene Ontology annotation, molecular function: ATP-dependent DNA damage sensor activity; ATP hydrolysis activity; single-stranded DNA binding. The record is from RefSeq and is a predicted model, not a curated record. Gene Ontology annotation, biological process: chromosome organization involved in meiotic cell cycle; reciprocal meiotic recombination; mitotic recombination-dependent replication fork processing. The transcript is spliced from 10 exons. NCBI's taxonomy places the organism in Eukaryota, Metazoa, Chordata, Actinopteri, Salmoniformes, Salmonidae. The coding region runs from base 153 to 1169 and encodes 338 amino acids.
GGGAUGCAACCCAACACUGUCCAAUCCCAGCACUCGAGGGAAGGGUUAGCGUAAUUACGUAGCCUGAUAAACAAGUACGUUGACUAGCGAGCGGGAGAUUUUAGUUCAAGCAAUAAAAACUAGAGACAUACCUCACCUGUCCAUAAAUCAAGAUGGCUGUGAGAAGCGAGGCCAGAGUGGAGGCAGAGGUAGAGGAGGAGGAGAGCUUUGGACCACAGCUACUGAGCAGACUUGAGCAAUGUGGCAUCAGUGCCAGUGACAUAAAGAAGCUGGAGGAUGCAGGCUUCCACACCAUUGAGGCAGUGGCCUAUGCCCCCAAGAAGGAGUUGCUUAACAUCAAGGGGAUCAGUGAGGCCAAAGCAGACAAAGUUCUGGCUGAAGCUGCCAAACUAGUGCCCAUGGGCUUCACCACAGCAACAGAGUUCCACCAACGCCGAGCUGAAAUCAUCCAGAUCUCCACUGGGUCCAAAGAGCUGGACAAGCUGCUACAGGGUGGGAUAGAGACAGGCUCCAUCACAGAAAUGUUUGGAGAGUUCCGGACAGGAAAAACACAGCUGUGCCACACCCUUGCAGUCACCUGCCAGUUGCCCAUUGACCAGGGUGGUGGAGAGGGAAAAGCCAUGUACAUUGAUACAGAGGGGACCUUCAGACCAGAGAGGUUACUGGCUGUAGCAGAGCGGUAUGGACUUGUUGGGAGUGACGUUCUGGACAAUGUAGCCUACGCUAGGGCCUUUAACACAGACCACCAGACCCAGCUGCUUUACCAAGCCUCAGCCAUGAUGGCAGAGUCCAGGUAUGCCCUGCUGAUAGUGGACAGUGCCACAGCCCUCUACAGAACCGACUACUCCGGGAGGGGAGAGCUCGCUGCACGGCAAGGCCACCUGGGACGCUUCCUGAGAAUGCUGCUAAGGCUAGCAGACGAGUUUGGCGUUGCUGUGGUGAUAACCAAUCAGGUGGUGGCCCAGGUAGACGGUGCCGCCAUGUUCUCAGCAGACCCUAAAAAACCUAUCGGGGGCAACAUCAUGGCACAUGCCUCCACUACGCGACUGUACUUGAGGAAAGGCCGCGGCGAAACAAGGAUCUGCAAAAUCUACGACUCGCCCUGCCUCCCUGAGUCUGAAGCCAUGUUUGCCAUCAACGCAGAUGGGGUGGGUGACGCCAAGGACUGAGCUCAGAUGGCACCAUACCAGGGAGUGAGAGCAUGGCUGUAUGUCAUGUGGCUAUGCCCCUCACCCGCUACCAUAGACUUGCACAAUGGCAGCUCUUGUGUGUUUGUGUGUACACACUUCCCUGAGGUAAGAGCUAAGAAAAUGACUAAUAGGGAGAUGCUGGCCAUAACUGUUGUGUUGAUAUGAUUUUGGACUGUCCCAUUACUGAGGGAAGAAUGCAUUCCUACAGUACAAGAGGGUACUGUGCAUAGAGAAUGUUGCCUAUUGCCCUAAGGAGCACAGUGAUUUGCCCAUGCUUAGGCUUACACUGAAUACUCAGUUUGUAUUAUACAGUAUAUGGGCCUAUAGCGGCUUUGAUAAUCAGAGGGAGCUCAACUUCACAGAAGUGACAUUUUUCACCAACCCAAUGGACUUGUAAAAUAAUAUUUCUAUCUAACUCCACUGGUAGACGUGGACAUAUUUAGAUGUAUGUUUGUGUUAUUGUUUUGUUUGAUUUAGUUUUUCGGGGGGGUCUGAUUUUCUACCAGUGUUUUUC